UAUGUCUCAUGGUUUAUGAGAUCAGAUCUAGGUCCUAUCUUUCCACCGGAUCACCCGACAGGCCAUCCAGGCCCAUGGAGACAUGGAGACCGAGAUGAGGACCAGGGAUCCAGGUCAGAGGAGCCAGAGGAGGGAGAGGGUUAUGAGGAGGCGGGAGAUCUUGAUCCACCUACAGGCGAUCAGCCCAGCGCCGAGGAGGAGGAGGACACAGAUAGAGAUGAGGACGAGGAGGAGAGAACUGAUGAUGAGGAGAACGAGGAUGCAGAUGAGGAUGAGGAUGCAGAUGAGGAUAGAGAUGAUGAGGAGGAGUUAGAUGCAUCUCCUCACCAUUCAGGGGAUGAUACCAUAGCUCUGGAUCCUCCUCUUAUUCCCCAACAGGGGGAACAUGAGGCGAUACGGAGACCUGUUCCUAGUACCGUCCAGCCUACACCCAUCGUGCACAGAUUAGUCGAGCGAGGGGAGCCUAGUAGAUCCCAAUCACAGAUGCUACCAUAUCAUGAUCCCUACUGGCGUGAGGGAGACCCAGCUAAUGUGCAGGAGUGGCGUUCCCUGAUUCAGCAGGCAGUGACAGACAUUUCCACGAUAGCACAGAUCCCCAGUUCCUCACAGAUUGCCUAUAGGCCUCAGGGGAACGUGGGUCGGCAUGAGGACUUGUUUUCCCCAUUCCGAGUACAGGUAGACAUAUGGAGGGAGAGAGAGAGAGUCUUAUCAGAGGACCUUCAGCGGGUGCAGCGAGAUCUAGCAGCAGCUCAGGCCGAGGCUACCACCUAUCGCGCGAUCCUUAUGGAUAGGGAUUGUAGGAGUUCCUCUCGGAGUCACUCACGGUCUGUAUCACGCUACACACCCAUGGGUCCACCUUCACGGCCAGAUCAGGAGGGAGCGUCCAGUCGACACUCUCCAGCCACUAGUCCUAGAGAUAGGAGAUGAUUUUAUGAUGUAGGAGAGGUCACAUUUUGGAUGUAUAGUGACCUAUAUUUGUAUA
Cryptomeria japonica (Japanese cedar) is the source of this 982-nucleotide messenger RNA. RefSeq lists its product as uncharacterized. The record is from RefSeq and is a predicted model, not a curated record. The coding region runs from base 16 to 927 and encodes 303 amino acids. The transcript has 2 exons. NCBI's taxonomy places the organism in Eukaryota, Viridiplantae, Streptophyta, Pinopsida, Cupressales, Cupressaceae.